Messenger RNA from Electrophorus electricus (electric eel), 2232 nucleotides. RefSeq names its product aquaporin 3a (gene aqp3a). Gene Ontology annotation, biological process: glycerol transmembrane transport; water transport. Gene Ontology annotation, cellular component: plasma membrane; basolateral plasma membrane. The record is from RefSeq and is a predicted model, not a curated record. NCBI's taxonomy places the organism in Eukaryota, Metazoa, Chordata, Actinopteri, Gymnotiformes, Gymnotidae. Gene Ontology annotation, molecular function: urea transmembrane transporter activity; water channel activity; glycerol channel activity.
UAAGCUAAAGAGCUUACUGAAAGACAGGAAAAGGGACGCCAGCUCUGCUGUAAGAUGGGCAAGCAGAAGAUCUUCCUGGAUAAAAUAUCACGUGCCCUGCACAUUCAGAACAAGCUGCUACGACAGGGGCUGGCUGAAUGCUUGGGCACCCUUAUCCUGGUGAUGUUUGGCUGUGGCUCUGUGGCUCAGCUGGUGCUCAGUGAAGGUAGUCAUGGCAUCUUCCUUGCUGUAAAUUUAGCCUUUGGGUUCGCAGUCACACUUGGAAUCCUGGUUUGCGGCCAAGUCUCAGGAGGUCAUCUGAAUCCAGCUGUAACUUUUGCCCUGUGUCUCCUUGGAAGGGAAAAAUGGAGAAAAUUCCCUGUAUACUUCUUCUUCCAGACACUUGGUGCCUUUUUGGGUGCAGGCGUCAUCUUUGGCAUGUAUUAUGAUGCCAUGCAUAUACGUGCUGACAGGGACAAGAAGCUUCCAAUCGGAAUUUUUGCUACCUACCCCAGUGAGCACCUUAGUAUUGUGAACGGAUUUUUUGAUCAGCUAAUAGGCACUGCUGCACUGAUUGUUUGUAUCCUGGCUAUUGUGGACCCAUACAACAACCCAAUUCCACAAGGACUGGAGGCCUUCACUGUGGGAUUCACAGUGCUUGUCAUUGGCUUAUCCAUGGGCUUCAACUCUGGCUAUGCUGUAAACCCAGCCCGGGACUUUGGUCCUCGUCUUUUCACUGCCAUUGCUGGCUGGGGCUCCCAAGUGUUCACCAAUGGGAAUUGCUGGUUCCUGGUGCCCAUCUUCGCCCCAUUUCUGGGUGCCGUGGUUGGGACGCUUGUGUACCAGCUGAUGGUGGGCUGGCAUGUGGAAGGGGAGGCACGGGACAAAAAGAGGGCAACAGAGGACAGUGUCAAACUCAAUGAUAUUAACGAUGGCUCUACAGUUCCCUAAGCUAUCAAACUACAACACAACCGUUCCUACCACAUUGCAUAAUAAGUUCAGUAACUUCAGUGCCUUCAAAACAAUGAUUUUAAGGACUGUCUUUCCUGUCACAUAUGAAAUUUUGAUAUCAUGUGAAAGUCACAAAACAGGUGCAAAUGUAAAAAGGUGCAAAGGUGCAAAUGUAAGACUAAUGAAGCAUAGUGCCACAUAUCUUCCCAUUAUUUAGUUUGUGCAGAAGUGCUCUUAGCCCAGUUGGAUUGUGUUUGUGUAAUCUUUGAAUUCUCUGAGCAACUUCAAAUUUCCUAUGUGAAAAGGAAACAGUCUUUCAUCAUCACGAAUUAUAUUAAUUCUGUAAAAGGAAGAAACAAUUGGAAAAGAAAGUCAAAUUAUGCAGAGUAUCACAAAUACUGUAUGUGUAUUUACAGUAUUUUAUGUUUUGUGCCAUUUCUAAAAGUUUUUUAAAUGUAAACAUUGCUGAGAAUGUUGGAUGGUAAACCAGGUGUAUAUGUAUGCACAGUUGCUAAUUUCAAUGUUGUAAAUAUAUAUAUUUUUUAUGGUCAGCAUUCUAUAAACCAGAAAAUUUAAAUAUCAAAAAUGAUCCUUUGUUUGCUUUUGCUAUAAUUCAGUAGAAUGCAUCUUAGUUUGCUUGUUUACAAUUUGUUUCAGCUAUCCCAUUAAUGGUGACAGUGUCAUAGUAAGGCUAUAAGAUUAAGGUCAUUGGUAAAUAAAUGGUAGCUUUUAUAUUGGCUGCAUAUGCAAAUGCACAGAACUUAAUAAAAGCUACUUGGGAUUGUAAAUCAUUAGUGCCACAACUCUUGUACAAUACUGUUUACUUUAUACUAAAUGUGAUCCAAAUGGUCUUUGGCACUAUUGCAAUCUUUGGGAAGGUCAUACAAGUUUAAAUACUUGAUUACAAACUUUUUUUGAAAGAAGAAACAACCCAACAAAAACAGCUUUUUUUAAACUAAUGUAAUGUGGAUAAGAUUAUAGAAAAUGCUGCAUUUUGCAUUGAUUUUAUACAGUGUAUUUUUAUUUAGCAUUUUUGGUACAUAAAAUGCCUUUUGCUUAUUUUUUAAUCUAUUAAACAAACAGUCAAGUUUGCAUGGUUUUAAAUAUUAAUAUUUCAUCUCUUACAUUUUUAGCAUCUUUAAGUGCUGAAAGCUUUUAAGUUGCGGGUAGAUUAAUCUUAAAACUGAACACCAGGGAAACAUAACUCCCAGUUCUUUGAAGUUAUUGGCAUUUGUCAAGUUGUUUAAUGCCAUUCAAUUAUGUAACUGGUUUACAUUAAAAUAAAAGCCUUAUAAUAUUGUC